CUGUAGGUAAUGAUCUUCUGGUGGUGGCCAUUUUAUUGUAGUCCGUGUAUGGAGACAUCCAACAAAGAGUCAACUUCUUACCCAUGAUGCUGAGCAUGGGGGGGAUGGGCACUAUUGUUGCAGGAAGUGAAUGGCACAGAGUUGGGAGUGAUGGAGGAAAACUGCAGCAACCUGACGGAGAGGAUAUUACGGCUCACCCUGGAGAUCAUCUACCUGCUGACCGGGGAGGAUAACAUAGUUGCGAAAAAGACAUCGGUAGAUGGACAAAACCCUAUUAUGGUUCCACUACAUUUCUUGCUCACUUCAGAGAUAAGCAAUGACGAGAAGAUCCUAGAAGUCACCCAGAAGAUCAUUGAUCUGCUGACAGGAGAGGUUUUCGGAUCUUCUUAUAACCCCCUGGAAGGUCACAAGGUCAACAAUAUUAAAGUAGAAGAUAAUGGAGUAGAAGAGGAAUGGGUGAGGGGUGAUCGGCCGUGUAAAGUGGAGGAGAUCCAUCCAGAGAUCAAAACAGAUGGAUCCAGUAAUGGGAACCCACCAGAGAGAUGUGGACACGGUGGCUGGAGUACUUCAGAGGAACAUCUUAUUUUACCUUCAGAUUAUAAUGAAGAUAAUGGCAUGGCACAAUAUUCUCCAGAAGGCCUUGGCACCCCAUAUAUACAUCACAGACUUGAUGACAUGGAGAGCUCAGCAGAUUCUUUUAUAUAUGAAGAAUCCAAUGACAAACCACAUACUGUUAUCCCAAAUGUCCAGGCAAGUUGUCACAGUGGAGAUGAAUCGCCAGAUCCUUCAAUUCCCGAGGAAUAUUCUUAUAAUACUUUGGAUACAGUCAACCCAAUAAAUCACACAGCCGAGCUUCCAUUUCCAUGUUCAGAGUGCGGGAAAGGUUUUAAAAGGAAGAAAGUGCUCCGCAUACAUCUGAUGGGCCAUGCUGGCAAGAAGAUCUAUUCUUGCCCGGAGUGCGAAAAUUUGUACCUUUCAAAUUGUGGCCUGGUAGCACACAAGAGACUUCAUGCCGGCGAAAAGAACUUCAAGUGUCCUGAGUGUGGAGAGUGUUUCGGCCUCAAAUCACAACUCACUGCUCACCAGAAAGUCCACUCUGAGCCCUUCUCCUGUUCUGAGUGUGAGAAAACCUUCCGAAAAAGACAGCAACUGACUCGGCACCAGAGAACGCACACGGGGGAAAAGCCCUACUCGUGUUCUGAGUGUGGAAAGUCUUUCACUCUCAGAAUGCACCUCAAAAGACACCAUUUGGUCCACACUGGAGUGAAGCCCUUUUCUUGUCCUGAGUGUUGGAAAUCCUUCUCCACUAAAGCAAACCGUGACAAUCAUUUAAGAAUUCACACUGGCGAGAGGCCUUAUUCCUGCGCAAAUUGCUGUAAACGCUUUGCGCGGAGAGAGACACUGGUUGUCCACCAAAGAAACCACUGUAAAAGUUCCAGAGGCCUUUCAAAAGCUGUAUAG
Rana temporaria (common frog) is the source of this 1461-nucleotide messenger RNA. RefSeq names its product oocyte zinc finger protein XlCOF7.1-like. Gene Ontology annotation, biological process: regulation of transcription by RNA polymerase II. The coding region runs from base 151 to 1461 and encodes 436 amino acids. The record is from RefSeq and is a predicted model, not a curated record. Gene Ontology annotation, molecular function: DNA-binding transcription factor activity; RNA polymerase II cis-regulatory region sequence-specific DNA binding. NCBI's taxonomy places the organism in Eukaryota, Metazoa, Chordata, Amphibia, Anura, Ranidae. The transcript is spliced from 5 exons.